Messenger RNA from Trichoplax adhaerens, 942 nucleotides. RefSeq lists its product as uncharacterized. The transcript has a single exon. Gene Ontology annotation, molecular function: G protein-coupled receptor activity; peptide binding. The record is from RefSeq and is a predicted model, not a curated record. Gene Ontology annotation, cellular component: membrane. The coding region runs from base 1 to 942 and encodes 313 amino acids. Gene Ontology annotation, biological process: G protein-coupled receptor signaling pathway. Lineage: Eukaryota; Metazoa; Placozoa; Uniplacotomia; Trichoplacea; Trichoplacidae.
AUGUCGUCGGCGCAUAAUAUUUCAUCAUUAACAAUUUGGGAUAUAUAUGUGAAAUCUCCUUCUGAAAUGGUCGGUAAAGUGAUUGUAAAUACGAUAUUAUUACUCUUUGCUAUGAUUGGCAAUAUUGGUAUUAUUGUUGUCUUGCUUAAAAAUAAGCGUUUUAAGGUACCUACAAACGAGCGAUAUAUUAUAUCUUUGGCUUUUGCUGAUUUAAUAGUAGCGUUAUUUUAUAUUCCGGUUAAUGUCUUGACUGAUUAUUAUAAAGGAUUAUGGAUACUUGGUCCUGUUGCCUGUAAGUUAUUAAAUUAUAUUCGAUUGACGGCUAUAACUAAUGUAGAAUUAACGUUAGUGGCUGUUGCAGUCGAUCGUUACCUUGCUAUUUGUAGACCACUCUAUCGGAGUAAAUCUCCUGAUCGUACAAGAAAUAUCAUCAUUGGCUUAUGGGUCCUUUCAGCCGUUCUUAUGACACCAUACUUGUAUAUUUUACGUGAAGAAGCCUUCGUAUUUUUAGAUGGUUCAUUAACAGCGCAUUUCUGUAUUCGCGAUUAUGGAUCGAAUAUAUUUAAAAUCAUAAUGGUGGUCUUUCAACUCACUGCUUUAUAUAUUAUACCUCUGAUGAUAGUGAUACUUUCAUAUUUUAAAGUCAGCUUGAGAAUUCGAGCAAGCAUAACUACAAGUCGUAAUGUGAUGCGUAAAAAGCAACGCGCUGUAAUUUGUGUUAUUGUCAUAACAUUGGUUUUUAUAGUUUGCUGGACACCCGUUUGGACCGUCCAGAUGUAUAAAGAACUCAGCAGUGGUUACUAUUCUGGCUGGGAGAAGGAAUUACUCUUUUGGAGUGUAUUUGUAGCUAAUAUCUCUACCAUCAUACAUCCAAUGAUUUAUGCACUUUUUGGACAGAAUCUUCGUGAAAAAUUACGAAGUUCAAGAACUACCAGUGCUUAA